AUGGCCGACCAGUUAACAGAGGAACAGAUUGCUGAGUUUAAAGAAGCAUUUUCCUUGUUUGAUAAAGAUGGUGAUGGUACAAUCACCACUAAAGAAUUAGGUACAGUCAUGCGCUCUUUGGGGCAGAACCCUACAGAAGCUGAACUGCAAGAUAUGAUCAAUGAAGUAGAUGCUGAUGGUAAUGGUACAAUUGACUUCCCUGAGUUCUUAACAAUGAUGGCCAGAAAGAUGAAGGAUACAGACAGUGAAGAAGAGAUUCGAGAGGCAUUCCGCGUUUUUGACAAAGAUGGAAAUGGAUUCAUAUCUGCUGCUGAACUCCGACAUGUAAUGACCAACUUGGGCGAAAAGUUAACUGAUGAUGAGGUCGAUGAAAUGAUACGCGAAGCUGAUAUAGAUGGUGAUGGUCAAGUAAAUUAUGAAGAAUUUGUUACAAUGAUGACGACAAAGUAA
Molecule: messenger RNA, 450 nt
Organism: Schistosoma curassoni
Lineage: Eukaryota; Metazoa; Platyhelminthes; Trematoda; Strigeidida; Schistosomatidae
Source: the annotation of a GenBank genome assembly